CGCUUGGCUCGAGGCUGAACAGCCGGAGAGCGGCUGUAUCCGCAUAUCAGAUCAUAAGAUCUUGAUCGAUAUUUCAAGGACAGCUUCCCAAAACUUCCUCAGACUACAAGAAUCGCCAUAGCGUUGGCAGUGAAGCUUGUAGAACAGGAUGGCACCACAGGCGAGCGCUGUUGAAAAAGACAACUUGUUCAUCCCACUCGUUGAUUUCUCUCUCUUCCUCAACGGCACUACAGCCGAACGGACACAAGCCGCUGAAUUCAUACUCAAAGGCUUCCAAAAUGCAGGCUUCAUCUACCUAACCAACCACUCGAUCCCCCUCCCCACAGUCUCACACGUCUUCUCCACCUCCGCCAAAUUCUUCGACAGGCCUCAACUCGAAAAGGAAGCCGUAGGCUGGACAACCCCUGAAUCAAACAGGGGCUAUGUCUCCCACGGCCGCGAAAAGGUCUCCAUUCUCACCGAUAAAGAUGCUGUCGAGGCAAUUCGAGGCCAAGCCCCAGAUUUGAAAGAGAGUUUUGAAAUUGGGAGAGAAGGGGCAGAAGGAACGCCUAACAACUGGCCCAGCGGGGAUGAAGCAGCAAAGGAGUUCAAAGAAACAAUGCUGAAGUUCCAUGACCAGUGCAAGGUGCUGCAUAUCGAGGUUAUGCGGGCCAUAGCUGUGGGGAUGGGACUAGAAGAAGGCUAUUUUGAUGGGUAUACGGAUGUUGGAGAUAAUACGUUGCGGCUGCUGCAUUAUCCGGAAGUGAAGAAGGAUGUGUUUAAGAACAAUAAGCUGCAGGUAAGGGCGGGCGAGCAUACGGAUUAUGGAUCGAUUACCUUGUUAUUUCAGGAUAAUAGGGGUGGGCUGCAGGUUAAGAGUCCGGAUGGGACAUUCGUUGAUGCUAUUCCUAUUCCGGGGACGGUGGUGAUUAAUGCGGGGGAUUUGUUGGCCAGAUGGAGUAAUGAUACAAUUAAGAGCACGUUGCAUAGAGUAGUGGAACCUCCUGCGCCGGAGGUUGGGGAUGUCCAUCCGGCAAGGUACAGUUGUGCCUACUUUUGUAACCCGAAUUUCGAUCGGAUGAUUGAGGCAAUUCAGGGAACCUACGGAGGGGAGAAGGGUCCGAAGAAGUAUGAGCCGAUUAACUCGGGGGACUACUUGGUGCAGAGACUUGCUGCUACUUAUUGAGUAGUCGAAUCGUAGUGUAUUUAUGUUUGCAUGCGAGCAUUGUUGCAUUGUUGCAUUGUCUUUGUGUAUUCUCGUUUUUCUGCUUGGUCUCGGUGCAAUGCUUCAGGAAUUGGGGUACUAGUACAGAAUGAUUGUAUUCUGCCCAAGUCAUACAGUCUACUAUUUAGAAAAGCCAACGAGGUCUUGAAGUCAAAG
Messenger RNA from Hyaloscypha bicolor E, 1360 nucleotides. Its product is annotated as Clavaminate synthase-like protein. The transcript has 2 exons. NCBI's taxonomy places the organism in Eukaryota, Fungi, Ascomycota, Leotiomycetes, Helotiales, Hyaloscyphaceae. The coding region runs from base 149 to 1165 and encodes 338 amino acids. Gene Ontology annotation, molecular function: dioxygenase activity. The record is from RefSeq and is a predicted model, not a curated record.